UUGACCUCCUCAUCAGAAACCAGCCGGAAUUCGGUGGUCUUCGUAACCACCGCCGACACCGACAUUCUUACCGCCGAUCGUGCCCUGUCGGGGCUGCCUGAAGGCAUCCCUCAGGUUCGCGCUUACCAUCCGGUGGCGCUGGAAACUGAUGAUGCCCGUCGGGAAAUACUUGAGUCAGUCUCUGAGGCUGGCGUGGUCGUUCUUCGUCUAUUGGGCGGGAAGCGGGCCAUGCCCGAAACAUUCGAUUCGUUGGUGAGCCUGUGCCGCGAACGGGCAAUUCCUCUUAUUGCCUGCCCUGGUCACCAGGAAUGGGAUGAAGACCUGGUUACCGCUUGUUCGGUUCCGGUGGCGGAACUGGAAACGGUCUUCUCCUACUUGAUGAGGGGCGGAAUCGACAACUUCCGCAACCUGUUCCUUUUUCUUAGUGAUACUUACUUUGGCAGCGAGUUCGGCCACGAAGCGCCGGAGCCCGUGCCUUGGGAAGGAAUAUAUCAUCCCGACGCAGACCCUUCGGAAACCAUCGACGUGGAUAGCUAUGUUGCUGCCCGUUUCCAGUCCGGUCAGCCCAGCGUUGGCCUUCUCUUCUAUCGGGCCCACUGGAUGAGUGGCAAUCUCCAGUUCGUGGACGAUCUGAUUCGGUGCCUGGAAUCCAGGCAGGUAAACGUACUGCCGGUCUAUUCCUACAGCCUGAAACACAAUCCCGAAGAGGAUGGGCAGCGCAGCCGUACUUUGACUACCUUCAUGGCCGACUCCAGCGGAGGGGCCCGGGUGGACUGCAUUAUCAACACCAUGGGCCUGGCCAUGAGUGACCUCAGCCAGGAGGGCCCCACCAUUGCUACAGGUUGGUCGGUUGACCUGCUGGACGCGCUGGACAUUCCCAUAAUCCAGGGCAUCGUCAGCACCGGCUCCCGCCAGGAAUGGGAAGAAAGCUCUCUGGGCCUGGGGCCCAUAGACACGGCGAUGAACAUAGCUUUGCCGGAAUUUGAUGGUCGAAUCAUCACGGUUCCCAUAUCCUUUAAGGAAGAGACUGCCGGCAGCAACGGCAGCGGGCUUACCGGAUCCAGGCUGCAACGGUAUGUAGCCGUUCCCGAUCGCAUGGAAGCGCUGGCCGGGUUGGCCGCUAAAUGGGCUGCACUGCGCCUCAAGCCCAACGCCGAAAAGCGCAUUGCUGUCAUCAUGAGCAACUACCCCACCAAGGAUGCCAGGAUUGGCAACGCGGUUGGGCUGGACACUCCCGCUUCGGUAGUCCACCUGCUGAACGCUUUCAAAGCUGCCGGGUACAUGGUAGAAGACAUACCAUCCGACGGGGACGAACUCGUGCACCGGCUUAUUGAGCGGUGCAGCAACGAUCGCGAUUCGUUGACCGAGGAACAGAUGCGUCUUGCGGCAGGUCACGUGGACCGACGGCAGUAUGCCCAGUGGUUCCAGGGUUUUCCUGCCAAGGUGCAGCAGCAAUUGCAGGAUGCCUGGGGCGACCCGCCUGGCAAUGUUUAUCGAACCGGUGAGUCCCUGGCCAUAGCUGGAUUGAAUUUGGGCAAUGUGUUCGUGGGACUCCAGCCUCCGCGGGGUUUCGGCGAAAAUCCUAUUUCCGUCUACCAUAGCCCGGAUCUGAUACCCACGCAUCAUUACAUUGCCUACUACAGGUGGAUACGGGACGUUUACAAGGCUGACGCCAUGGUCCACGUGGGCAAACACGGCACCCUUGAAUGGCUGCCCGGGAAGGGUAUCGGGCUCUCGGAGGCCUGCUAUCCCGAGGUGGCGCUUCAGGACUUGCCCCUCUUCUAUCCCUUUAUUAUCAACAAUCCCGGGGAAGGUACCCAAGCCAAGCGGCGCACCCACGCCACCAUAAUUGACCACCUAAUCCCUCCCAUGACCACCGCUGACAGCUACGGCGACAUUGCCAAGCUGGAACAGUUGAUGGACGAACACUAUCAGUGCCAGACCCUUGACCCGGCCAAGUUGCCCAUGCUGGAAGGACAAAUCUGGGAAAUGGUCCAACAGGCCGAACUGCACCGCGACCUGGGUGUGGAAGCUCAGCCCGACGAUUUUGGCGAAUUUAUGCUCGAAAUCGACGGCUACCUCUGCGAGAUCAAGGAUGUCCAGAUCAAGGAUGGCUUGCAUACCUUGGGACAGCCGCCUACCGAAGAACAACUGGUUGGUUUGCUCUGUGCCCUUACGCGACUUGAUAUAGGCGGCAUUCCCAGCCUGCGGCGGGCCCUGGCCGAGGCCCUGGGGCUGGACUACGCUGGAUUGCUGGAUGAUCCGGGCCGGGCGGUUAACGGAAAUACACCUGUAAAGUUAGUGGAACUGGACACCGAAACGCCGGUUCGAAGCGCUGGCGACGUUAUCGAGCGCCUCGAGAUGCUGUGCCGCAGCGCCUAUGAACAGUUACAGGAUGGGGGCUUCCUGAGCAAAGACGUUCCGGGAAUAAUCACUGGACUGUUGGGUGGCCCUGACACCGCCACCGAAAUGGUUCUUCGGUACGUUACCGACUUCAUUUACCCGGCCCUGAUGCGUACCUCUGAUGAGAUAGGGAACCUGAUCCGUGGAUUAGAUGGGCGGUUUGUUCCACCCGGGCCCAGCGGUGCGCCGACCCGCGGGAUGGCAAAUGUCCUCCCCACUGGGCGCAAUUUUUACUCCGUUGACCCCAAGACGUUGCCCUCACCCGUGGCUUGGGAAGUGGGCAAGGACUUGGGCGAUGCGUUGCUUGAGAAGUACCUCACGGAAGAGGGCAGCUAUCCCGAGAUGGUUGGCGUGGUGGUUUGGGGUACAUCGGCCAUGCGCACCCACGGUGACGAUAUUGCCCAGAUAAUGUAUCUGUUGGGUGUCCGCCCGGUAUGGCAGGCAGAGAGCCGCCGGGUCUCCGGUAUCGAGCUUAUUCCACUGGAGGAACUAGGUCGCCCCCGAAUAGACGUAACGAUCCGUAUCAGCGGCUUUUUCCGCGAUGCCUUCCCCAACUUGAUCUUUCUUCUUGAUCAAUCGGUGGAGUUGGUGGCCUCCCUGGAUGAGCCUACGGACCAGAACUACGUGGUAAAGCACCUUCAGGAAGACCUGGCGCAACGAAGUGAGAACCUUGGAGAGGGUCAAGACGCCGAGGGUACAACCGAGCGGUCUGCUUCGCUUUACCGCAUCUUCGGCAGCAAACCGGGUACUUACGGCGCGGGAAUACUGGGAGUUAUUGACGAACGCAAUUGGGAAACGGUUCAGGAUCUGGCAGAGGUCUAUACCGCAUGGGGUGGGUAUGCAUAUACCCAGCAGGACUUCGGCGUCAGCGCCCGUCCCCAGUUUCGGCAGCGUUUCAGCCAGAUAGUGGUAGCCGCCAAGAACCAGGACAAUCGAGAGCACGACCUCUUCGACAGUGACGAUUACAUGCAGUACCACGGCGGCAUGAUCGCCACCGUUCGGGCCCUGACCGGCCGUAAUCCCCGCCAGUUCUUCGGCGACAGCUCCGACCCUUCGCGCUCCCGGGUUAGGGACUUGCAGGACGAGGCCAGGCGCGUGUUCCGCAGCCGGGUGGUCAACCCUAAGUGGAUGGAGUCCAUGAAGCGUCACGGCUACAAGGGGGCUUUCGAACUGGCUGCUACCGUCGAUUACAUGUUUGGGUACGAUGCCACCGCGCAGGUAAUUGAAGACUGGAUGUACGAGGACGUUACCGAGGAAUACAUCCUCAACGAGGAUAUGCAACAGUUCUUCCGGCAGAGCAAUCCCUGGGCUAUGCGAGGCAUCAUCGAGAGGCUGCUGGAAGCCAUCGAGCGAGGGAUGUGGGAAAACCCGCCGCCGGAGAUCUUGGACAAGUUGCGAGAGCUUUACCUGGAACUGGAAACCGACUUGGAAGCUAGACAAGAGGCUGGGCAAUCCCCAUAA
Messenger RNA from Geodia barretti, 3864 nucleotides. NCBI's taxonomy places the organism in Eukaryota, Metazoa, Porifera, Demospongiae, Tetractinellida, Geodiidae. The record is from the annotation of a GenBank genome assembly.